Messenger RNA from Colletotrichum phormii, 1125 nucleotides. RefSeq names its product UreD urease accessory protein. The coding region runs from base 187 to 1125 and encodes 312 amino acids. The transcript has 3 exons. Gene Ontology annotation, molecular function: nickel cation binding. NCBI's taxonomy places the organism in Eukaryota, Fungi, Ascomycota, Sordariomycetes, Glomerellales, Glomerellaceae. The record is from RefSeq and is a predicted model, not a curated record.
CUCGAGUUGAUUUUUGGCAAUGUCAAUUUGUACCAAAAACAGGAUAUCGCAGUCUGUUCAUAAUCGACUCACAUUUUAACCAAAGUUUCGACGAAGAGCAACGUUGACGAUUGAGCAUGGCUUGUCAAAUUUACCCCUGAUACAUCUCAACUCAACUCAAUUGCAACCCAUGCCAGCGAAACAACGAUGGAGUCUCCGUUUCCCAAGUCAUAUUCGGUAGCCGGCGAGGGCGAGAUCGUAGCCCAGCUCUUGCCCAACGGCCUGUCAGGUCUCAAGGGAAUGUCAUACCAGUACCCUCUGAAACUCAUCUCUCCGACACCAGCAGCCGACCAGAAAAGCGUUCUAGUGUUUCUGUUAUCCUACGGUGGCGGACUUGUUGGGGGCGACAGCGUCAAUCUCUCUAUCCGCACUCUGCCGGGAUCAAAACUCAGUGUUGUCACACAGGGUCAUACAAAGAUUUUCAAGUCUGCGUCUCCCGACAUCGUUACACGCCAAACGCUGAGUGUUCAUAUAGAAGACGGUUCCGGCAUCUGCCAGUUGCCAGAUCCAGUCCAGCCAUUUGAUGGAAGCGUUUACGAGCAGACUCAGAUAUUCACAGUGGCUCCCAACGCGUCCCUGUGUCUACUAGACUGGGUGACCCAAGGCAGAACGGCGCGCGGUGAGGACUGGAGCUUUGUCAAAUGGACAGGACGGAAUGAAAUCUGGCUGGAAAAAGAAACGCCCGGCCAAAAGAACCGUUUGCUGGUGCGAGACACAGUCAUCUUGGACAGAGACAGCCAAGUCCUAGUAGGGAGAUCGCUACGAGACUCUAUGCAUGGAAACGGCCUCUUUGGAACUUUGAUCUUGAGAGGGCCCCAGAUGCAGACAUUAGGCAACUUCUUCCUCGAGGAGUUUGCGAAGGAAGAAAGCAACUUGACUGAGCAUGAACUAUGGAGGCUGAAACGUAUAGAGAUGGAGAAGAAGGAUGAAAUCUUGUGGUCGGCAGCGAGGGUCCGGGGAUGUGUCAUUGUGAAGUUUGGAGCAAGUACGGUUGAGGCUGGUCGGCUAUGGAUUGGGAUCAUGCUGAGUCGAGAAGGCACAGUUGCCAGAGUAUAUGGGGAGCCAUCGCUGAUGUGUGUAAAAUGA